Molecule: messenger RNA, 1121 nt
Organism: Lobosporangium transversale
Lineage: Eukaryota; Fungi; Mortierellomycota; Mortierellomycetes; Mortierellales; Mortierellaceae
Product: alkaline phytoceramidase family protein
Exons: 2
Coding region: 215-1048 (277 amino acids)
Biological process (GO): ceramide biosynthetic process; ceramide catabolic process
Cellular component (GO): endoplasmic reticulum membrane
Source: RefSeq, a predicted model, not a curated record
CAUCAUUCAAACAAAGUUUUCUCACUUCCUCAUCGCUAUUCUCCUCAUCAUCACAGUUAUUCCUAUCAUUACCAUUAUCAAUAUAUUAUCUUCCUCUUUCUUCGCCUUCCUCUUGUUCCUCACCGUCUCUUUUCAGUUUGCCUUUAGCUCUCAUUACAAAGAGUCGCCUCUUUGAUUCAUUUUAUUUUAUUGAUCUUUGUUUUACCUUACAGGAAUGAUCACGUCCUCGCCUGAAUAUAAUUCCUAUCUCAAUUCAACUUGGGGGAACUCCUUACUACCAGUUGGUUAUUGGGGUCCACCUACAUCUUCAGAUUGGUGUGAGAGCAAUUAUGAUGUCAGCUUCUAUGUGGCCGAGUUCUUCAACUCGAUUUCGUCUUUCUCCAUGAUCCUGGUCGGACUUGUGGGCGUAUAUCUCCAUUCAAGCUUCGAGAAGCGGUUCUUGAUUACAUUUGGAUCAAUUGCGGUUGUUGGGCUCGGAUCAAUUGCAUUCCAUGGCACACUGUUGUUUCCUUUGCAAAUGUUGGAUGAGUUACCGAUGGUCUAUUCGAUCCUAUCCCUCGCUUACUGCUGCAUCGAAGAUCGAUCUUAUCGUCGUUAUGGGACAUGGUUUCCAAUCAGUAUUGCACUCUAUGGUCUCUUAACGACUGUGGUGAUGCUCAUUGCAGGCCCCGAGAAUCAUUUGCUCGAGUUUAUCGUCUUUCAGUCAUCGUUUGCAUUUGUAGUCCUGGUGGUGAUGUCUCAUAUCAUUAAGAUUUAUGGAAGCAUCCAGGACUUGUCCAUUAAGCGGUUGUGGGUCCUUACGGCCAUGACAGCACUCGUAUCGUAUAUUUUCUGGAAUAUUGACUUUCGUAUGUGUGAUAUAAUGCAGAGUUUGCCAGUGAACCCACAGUUACAUGCAAUCUGGCAUGUGGGUGCUUCGUUGAGCUCCUAUCUAGUCACGUUGUUGGUCUGCUAUCAGCGGGCAGAGAACUUGGGCCGUAAGCCAUCAAUGGAGUGGAAGUGGGGUGUUUUGCCGUAUGUGGUGGUCAAGUACAGCAAGUUUGACUAAAAAACCAGGCGCCAUGUUAAAUGUUGUAUGAUUUAAUAAAAAUGUGGCUUGUCACGGGACCAACUUUAAAAAA